CAGAUUGAGCAGCUUAUAUGUCUUGUACGUGGCGCAUCGCAUAAUCAUGAACCGACGACAGACGCGAGAGCGUCGAGAAUACAUUUUCAAAAAGUCUCAAGAAUCUCAAGAACGAGCUAUCUAUGAGCGGAAACAGAGGAUCAAAGAGCUCUUAGCGGCUGGGAAACCGUUACCUACGGAUCUGAGGAAUGAAGCAAAGUUGCUAGGAGGGAAAGAUUUGGUCCUGGACGAGGCGCAAGCGGAGCCGCGGAGUCAUAUCGAUGAUGAGUAUGCUAAGGUUGGGACGUAUGAUCCGAAAGUCGUCAUUACGACGUCGAGAUCACCUUCGAGUCGUCUACUGCAGUUCUCCAAGGAACUUCGGCUCGUUUUCCCCAACGCCUAUCGUUUAAAUAGAGGAAACAACGUCAUCUCUCAACUCGUUCCAGCUUGUAUCUCGCAAAACGUGACGGACCUCAUACUACUCCAUGAGACGCGAGGUCGACCAGACGCCAUGAUCAUCUCUCAUCUUCCUCAUGGUCCCACACUCUCUUUAACGCUCCACAACGUUACGCUUCGACACGAUGUCAGUUCGAACGCCAACAGUACAGUAUCAGAACAGUAUCCUCAUUUGAUAUUCGAAGGGUUCUCCACGAGGUUGGGCGAACGAGUCGCAGGGAUACUCAAAGCUUUAUUCCCUGUUCCAAAGGACGAUGCGAGGAGAGUCAUGACGUUUGCAAAUGAGUCAGAUUUCAUAUCCUUCAGACAUCACGUCUUCGCGAAGACUUCGCACAAGGAUGUCCAGCUGGCAGAAGUGGGGCCGAGAUUCGAAGCUAAGCCAUACGAGAUCCGCCAAGGGACAAUAGAUCAAGCCGAGGCCGAUGUCGAGUGGUUAUUGAGGCCAUACAUGAGAACAGCCAGGAAGAGGAAUCAACUGUAGUCAGAGGGGUUCAAACGAAUCAUUCGAGUCCUCACUUGAGACUUGAAACAAUGGCUCACGUCGAACACCCAAUCAUCACCUGUUGUAGCUAUCACCACCACCCUGUAACAUGGAACAUGAUAC
This is a messenger RNA of Kockovaella imperatae, 1039 nucleotides long. RefSeq names its product putative rRNA primary transcript binding protein. Gene Ontology annotation, biological process: rRNA processing. Gene Ontology annotation, cellular component: Mpp10 complex; nucleolus; small-subunit processome. Gene Ontology annotation, molecular function: rRNA primary transcript binding; snoRNA binding. Lineage: Eukaryota; Fungi; Basidiomycota; Tremellomycetes; Tremellales; Cuniculitremaceae. The transcript is spliced from 6 exons. The record is from RefSeq and is a predicted model, not a curated record. Bases 47 to 916 code for a protein of 289 amino acids.